Molecule: messenger RNA, 1134 nt
Organism: Eurytemora carolleeae
Lineage: Eukaryota; Metazoa; Arthropoda; Copepoda; Calanoida; Temoridae
Source: RefSeq, a predicted model, not a curated record
UGGAGAGGGGGACUAUGGGACUGAAGCCCACUGGACUCACUGUAGAGAAGAUGAUGUUUUAUCGGGCAGAAAGACAGUUUACUUUAGGGGUAAUUUGUCUUUUCGGACUUUACAUGGGUUGGAUUAAUUUUCGUCACUAUGAACAUAAUAAUCGACCCGUGGUACAACUUCAGGGAAUGGAGAAGAAGGAUAGUAGUGUGGAACAAUCUAACUUACGGCCCUCUCUCGGUGGAAGAUAUGAAGAUAUUCUGCAACUAUGCGGAGAACUAUGUGAUCUAUCUAAACCUAUAAAAAGGACAGCUGGAGACCUAUUGGGAAUGGGAACUGUAACAGCAAAGGUUGAUUGUGAAGCAGUGUUCUCUAGUGCUGAGAUAGAUCGUCCAAGUGGACAUCCUCCAAUGGCUUGGGAAACAAUACCCCACAAUCUACAGAAUGAAUUUUCCCACAAUGGACAAGUGGACAUUGUUUCUUCCUUUUUUGAUGAAACAAGUCAAGUAGUACAACAAGAAGCCAACGAUGUAAGAAUCUACACAAAAUCCUUUGUACAGAGCUACGUUGAUGGGUUUGUUGCUGGUACUCCUAAUGAUACAUACCCUGGCGCAAGCGAGAUGAUAAAUCAGGCCUUAAGCAAAAUUGAAGUGAAGGAAAAAACUGUGCUAAUUAUUGGAACAAUGACACCCUGGGUGGAGGCGGUGAUUAUUUCUAAACAACCAUCCCAAGUAAUGACGCUAGAGUACGCCACUUCAAAAAGUGAGUAUCCUGGACUUGAAUUCGUUACCCCAUUAGUAUUUAGGCAAAUGUAUAAAGAAGGAAAGCUGCCAGUUUUUGAUAUAAUUGUCACUUACUCCUCAGUGGAACAUUCAGGGCUAGGUCGCUACGGAGAUGCUAUAAACCCCUGGGGGGAUAUUUUAACUAUUGCAAGAGCAAGCUGUGUAACCAGUCCUGAUGCGAAGUUAAUUAUUGGAGUACCCACUACUGGAAAAGACAGAAUAGAGUUUAACGCCCACAGGUACGCGGACCCCUGCACCACAUGAACCCUGGCACUACCAACCUGUUUAUAUGUUUGAAAAAAACUUGUGAAAAUUAGAAUAUUUAAUGUUAUAAUUGUAUCCUUUGUUUCUUGUUUCUUGUUAG